GGCCAACGGACCUUGCAAAUUCUUGGGAGAUUAUGGGAGUGGAUUUCACUAUAUCAGGGCCACUCUCUGAAGUUUCCCUCAAGGUCCUGGAUUGGAAUUAUGGACCAGGACUUAGCAUUGGACGUCAGUGUCAAUGGGGCAGCCAAGAAAAGACAAUGUCCUUUCUCAAAGAUUGCUACCAGACGUUGGCAGAGAUUCACAGGGCCCGUACAGCUGGCAACACGAGUGCUUGGACAACACCUUCAAGGUCCAGGUUGGAGGUGCUAUCGAUUGGUGCUUCCACCACUGCCCUGAACGCUCAACGCCCAAGUUGGUGUCCUUGAGGAGUGGAGUGGAGGCGUGUGACCCAUGAGGUAGAAUUAAUCCGAGGUUCAGAAUGCAACAUGUUCCACAUACGACAAGACCAGCUUUGCUCAAUGUUCAGCAUUGACGCGAAGAAGCACAUGCAAAGUUAAAGCACAAAUUAUUGGCGCGUUUUGUUGAUCUUUUGAUUCUCAUUCUUUGGCAUGAAGUUGCAGCGCUUUUGGUGUUUGUUUCCAAAAAAUGGCGCGGGACUUGCCAUCCCAAGUCAAGAUUGUUUUGUUCCCAAGAAGAGCCAACUUUCAAUUAUAUAACAGCCGCCAGUGGACCAAUACAAACAGUCAGAACGCUGCCAAUGCCAGCGCCUGCUGAACUUGGCAGAAUUGAAGGCUGGCAAUAUGCGGCGUCCAAGGCACCACCCAAGUGCGCUGGCCAAAUUUUGGUUUGCCGUUUCAUCCGGCGCAAUGUUGCCAAGCUUUGUGUUUUGGCAAUGUGGUUUAAAAUGGUCAAAGCAUGUGUCUUUAUAUUUGGUUCAAAGUCUUCGCUGAAGACUUGUUGUUGUGGAGAUCAUUUUCCAAGGUGUGAGUUGUUACCAAGGAGGGAAUGAACACAGAGUCUAAAGAAGAUAAGGAUAGUGACCGAAGAGUCGAGUGCAGGCAUGGAGUCAGCUAGGAACAAAACAUGUGAUACGAAAGGAGAGAUUUGAGAGAAUCAACUGAAGAGGCAGAUUGUCGAACAUUUGUUUUGUGCUCGACUCUUGGAAUUUGGAAUGCAUCGGUUUGUCGCUCUCAUGGUUAAGUCAAUGGGCUUGCAUUGGUCUCAGCAUGACGUCUUCCGUGCGCGAGGUUCAAGGAACUUCUCAAUCUCAAGCCAAGUGGCACAAAGUAAGCCAAGUGAGCGAAUGAUCGGCAUUCAAGAGUGUACAUAGGGCCAAGUGCUGCCGCCAAAAGUCGGUGUAUUGUUUAUUUGAGCGAAAGGCGACUCUUGCACUUGAGGAUGAAGUUUGUUCUAGCAAUCUGAGACAAACCUGUGCACCUGAAUCUUGGUCUGAAGAUCGACUUGUUUGUGUGUUUUUCUUGUGUGUG
Durusdinium trenchii is the source of this 1385-nucleotide messenger RNA. The record is from the annotation of a GenBank genome assembly. Lineage: Eukaryota; Dinophyceae; Suessiales; Symbiodiniaceae.